CGUCAUAGUUUGUGCUGCUGGCAGAACAGCAGUAAUUUUUUCUCAUUCCACACAGUGAAGGUUCGCGUAUAAAGCCUCGACAGGCAGCUGCAGAGGAUUCAUUUUAACGCCGUUGUUCGUCUGUGUUUGCAAUAAACUCGGUGCUGUAGUCUGUGCUACCUUGUUCGUGAAAGGGUACAACAUGGCAAUGAAAUUGGCUUAUUGGGAUAUUCGCGGGCUUGCUCAGCCCAUUCGUCUGCUCCUGGAGUACACUGACACUAAAUAUGAGGACAAAUUCUACACCUGCGGAGAAGCCCCAAACUAUGACAAAAGUUGCUGGUUUGAUGAGAAGCACAAACUGGGCAUGGACUUCCCCAACCUGCCCUAUCUGGAGGACGGAGACAGGAAGAUUGUCCAGAGCAAUGCCAUCAUGAGAUACAUCGCACGCAAGCACAACCUCUGUGGAGAGAGUGACGACGAGAAGGUUCGUGUGGACAUUCUUGAGAAUCAGGCGAUGGACUUCCGGAACGGCUUUGUGACUCUGUGCUACGCAGACUUUGACAAGAUGAAGCCAGGCUACACAGAGAGACUGCCCGGAACACUGAAGCAGUUCUCAGAGUUCCUAGGAACCAGGAAGUGGUUUGCUGGUGACAAGAUCACCUUUGUGGACUUCAUCAUGUAUGAGCUUUUGGAUCAACAUAUAAUGUUUGACUCCAAGUGCCUGGACGACUUCAAGAACCUACAGGAACUUGUAGACCGCUUCGAGGCUCUGGAGAAGAUUGCAGCCUACAUGAAGUCAAGCCUCUUCAUAAAGACUCCUGUCAAUAACAAGAUGGCCAAGUGGGGCAACAAGAAAGAGUAAAGAAACCAAUGACUGGAAAAACAUCAAUCGUAUGAUUUUAGAUAUUAAGAGAGUUAGUUCUGCACCCACUGGGGUCAUGGGACCUGAUAAGACAUCUAGGAGUCUGCUGAAUGAACCAUUUGAUAGAGUAGCUAGUCUAAGGUUUUUACACAGGCAGCCCAAAUAUGUUCUUUAAUCAAUUAAUUUAAUUUUAGUGGCAAAAUAUCAGAAUCUGGCUGCCUGUGGUUGAGUAUUGGCAUGGAGGAAAAUGUAUAAUCUUUGGAAUUGAGUGAGCAACUAAUGUUAGAUGUUUGAAUGGCUAAAAGAAUUUACUGUCCUGACUUAUGAUUUUUGUUUUAUACCUUUUUGUUUUUUUGGGAAACUUAAAGCAGAAAUGUUUUUUAAAGUGAUAAUUAGAACCUUGAGUUAAUAAAAAAAAAAAAAAGAUUUCAUU
This is a messenger RNA of Oncorhynchus kisutch (coho salmon), 1274 nucleotides long. Its product is annotated as glutathione S-transferase Mu 3. Gene Ontology annotation, biological process: glutathione metabolic process. The coding region runs from base 182 to 841 and encodes 219 amino acids. The transcript has 8 exons. The record is from RefSeq and is a predicted model, not a curated record. Lineage: Eukaryota; Metazoa; Chordata; Actinopteri; Salmoniformes; Salmonidae. Gene Ontology annotation, molecular function: glutathione transferase activity.